Diospyros lotus (date-plum) is the source of this 2995-nucleotide messenger RNA. Its product is annotated as heat shock cognate 70 kDa protein-like. The record is from RefSeq and is a predicted model, not a curated record. NCBI's taxonomy places the organism in Eukaryota, Viridiplantae, Streptophyta, Magnoliopsida, Ericales, Ebenaceae. Gene Ontology annotation, molecular function: misfolded protein binding; heat shock protein binding; ATP binding. The transcript has 4 exons. Gene Ontology annotation, cellular component: cytoplasm. The coding region runs from base 1 to 2907 and encodes 968 amino acids. Gene Ontology annotation, biological process: protein refolding; cellular response to unfolded protein.
AUGGCCGGAAAUGGAGAGGGGCCCGCGAUCGGGAUCGAUCUGGGAACGACUUACUCGUGCGUGGGAGUGUGGCGGCAGUGGCAUGAACGGGUUGAGAUUAUUGUCAACGACCAAGGAAAUAGAACGACGCCCUCGUACGUGGCGUUCACUGAAGAGGAGCGCCUCAUCGGCGACGGUGCCAUGAAUCAGGUUGCCAAGAAUCCCUCCAACACCAUCUUCGAUGCUAAGAGGUUGAUUGGCCGGAGAUUCAGUGAUGAGUCAGUGCAGAGUGAGAUGAAGCUUUGGCCUUUCAAGGUUGUAGCUGGUCCACGGGAUAGGCCCAUGAUUGAAGUCACUUACAGAGAUAAGCAGAAGCAAUUUGCUGCAGAGGAGAUAUCAUCAAUGGUGCUCUUGAAGAUGCGCGAGGCUGCAGAGGCCUUUCUUGGAUUGUAUGUUAAGAACGCAGUUGUCACCGUUCCUUCCUACUUCAAUGACGCACAGCGCCAGGCGACAAUGGAUGCCGGGUUUAUCGCUGGCUUGAACGUCAUGAGCAUCCUGAAUGAGCCCACUGCUGCUGCGAUUGCUUAUGAGUUGGAAACGAAAGCGGGUAGUGAUGGAAACAAAAAUGCGCUUGUCUUCGAUCUUGGUGGUGGUACGUUAGAUGUCUCACUUCUUACCAUAAAGCAAGGUGUCAUUAAAGUGAAGGCCACAACCGGUGACACUCACCUCGGUGGAGAAGACUUUGACAACAGAAUAGUGGACUACUUUGUUGAGGAGUUCAAGAGGAAGUGGAAGAAGGACAUAACAAGAGACCCUAGAGCUAUUCGUAGGCUAAGGACAUAUUGUGAGAGAGCCAAGAGGAUCCUCUCGUUGACUAUUCAGACCAAAAUUGAGAUAGACUGUUUGUAUGAUGGUAUUGAUUUCUCCACAACCCUUACUCGCGCCAAAUUUGAAGAUCUCAACAUGGAUCUCUUCAGGAUGUGCAUGAAGCAGGUUAAGAAAUGUUUAAUGGAUGCAAAUGUUCACAUACGCAACAUCCAUGAUGUUGUCCUUGUUGGUGGCUCCACAAGAAUUCCCAAAGUGCAACAGCUGUUACAAGAUUUUUUUAAGGGAAAGGAAAUGUGCAAAAGUAUCAAUCCCGAUGAGUCUGUUGCCUACGGUGCUGCAGUCCAUGCUGCAAUUUUGGGUGGAAAUGCUACUGAGAAGAUUCGCGACUUACUGUUGGUGGAGGUCACACCUCUAUCUCUUGGCACAGCAGUUCUUGGGGAACCGGCGAUCGGGAUCGAUCUGGGCACGACGUACUCGUGCGUGGGAGUGUGGCGGCAGCGGCACGAACGGGUCGAGAUUAUAGUGAACGACCAGGGUAAUAGGACGACGCCGUCGUACGUGGCUUUCACCGCCACCGAGCGCCUCAUCGGCGAUGGCGCCAAGAAUCAGGUUGCCAUGAACCCCACCAACACCAUCUUCGAUGCAAAGCGAUUGAUUGGUCAGAGAUUCAGUGAUAAGUUAGUGCAGAGUGAUAUGAAGCUUUGGCCUUUCAAGGUUGUAGAUGGUUCAGGUGAUAAGCCCGUGAUUGAGGUCACCUACAAGCAUGAAAAGAAGCAAUUUACUCCAGAGGAGAUAUCGUCAAUGGUGUUGUUGAAGAUGCGUGAGGUUGCAGAGACCUUUCUUGGAUCAGCUGUAAAGAACGCUGUCAUCACCGUUCCUGCCUACUUCAGUGACUCACAACGCCAGGCGACCAAGGAUGCUGGAUUUAUUGCUGGCUCGAAUGUCAUGAGCAUCCUGAAUGAGCCUUCUGCUGCUGCCAUAGCCUACGGAUUGGAAAUGGAAGUGGGUAGUGAUGAUGACAAAAAUGUGCUUAUCUUUGAUAUUGGUGGGGGGACUUUUGAUAUCUCAAUUUUGACUAUGAAGCACGAUGUGUUUGAAGUGAAGGCCAUUGCUGGUGACACUCACCUUGGAGGAGAAGACUUUGACAACAGAAUGGUGAAAUACUUUGCUGAGGAAUUCAAGAGAAAGCAGAAGAAGGACAUAACUAAGAAUCCCAGAGCUCUUCGGAGACUAAGGACUGCUUGUGAGAGAGCCAAGCGGAAUCUUUCGUUGACUACUCAGACAAGCAUUGAGAUUGACUGUUUAUAUGAGGGUAUCGAUUUCUCCACAGCUAUAACCCGUGCUAGAUUUGAGGACCUUAACAUGGAUCUGUUCAGGAUAUGUAUGGAGCAGGUUGACAAAUGUUUAGUGGAUGCUAAAAUGGGCAAACGCAACAUCCAUGAGGUUGUUAUUGUUGGUGGCUCGACGAGAAUUCCCAAAGUCCAACAGAUGUUACAGGAUUUCUUCGAUGGAAAGGAAUUGUGCAAAAAUAUCAACCCCGAUGAGGCUGUCGCAUAUGGUGCUGCAGUUCAAGCAGCAAUUUUGGGUGGAAAUGCUACUGAGAAGAUUCAUGACCUACUAUUGUUGGAGGUCACAUCUUUGUCUCUUGGCGUGGCGGUGCGUGGCGAUCUUACGUCAUUUUUGAUUCGGAGGAACACUCGUAUUCCAUGCAAGAAGGAGAAAGUGUUCACUACAGUGUUUGAUAACCAAACUAGCGCUGUGAUUGAAGUGUACCAGGGUGAGAGAACACAAGUUAGUGACAACAAUUUGCUUGGUCAAUUUACUCUUGAUGGCAUUCAUCCGGCCCCUGCGGGUACUCCAAAGAUCGUUGUCUGUUUUGAGAUUAAUGCAAAUGGUAUCUUGUAUGCGUCGGCUAAGGACAAGUCAACUGGUCAAAUGAGUAGGAUUAGCAUCAAUUACGAACAUGGAAGAUUGUCCAAGGCAGAGAUAGAUAGAAUGGUGCAGGAGGCUGAGAAGUACGAGGCUGAAGAUAUGGAGCCGAAGUUUAAGAUUGAAGCUAAGAAGGCUCUCGAGUUCUAUGAAUACAGGAAGAUGCAUUAAAUCCGGACAACAUUUGCAAUCCCAUCAUGAAGUGCAAGUGAGACCGGUAUAUUUGACAUAGCAAAGUUCCUUUACCUUCUUAUUAAUG